Molecule: messenger RNA, 1152 nt
Organism: Trichoderma gamsii
Lineage: Eukaryota; Fungi; Ascomycota; Sordariomycetes; Hypocreales; Hypocreaceae
Exons: 3
Coding region: 1-1152 (383 amino acids)
Cellular component (GO): fungal-type vacuole; plasma membrane
Source: RefSeq, a predicted model, not a curated record
AUGGCGGCUAACUGUGGCUCAACAUGCCCUACCGAGAACGGAUUCUUCACAAACGAUCUUAGUAUCGGGGGCAGUGCAGUCUUCCUCGCUCUCUACGCCUUCUUGACGCCCGUCACUUUUUACCAGGGAUACCGGUUCCGCACUCCGGGGUUUUCUGCCUUGCUGGCAACGGGACUGUCCUUUGAGGUCUUGGGAUUUCUGGGGAGAAUACUCUUGCAAAAAGGCCGAGAUCACCAAGGCUACUUCGCCCUCGCUCUCUUGGGAAGCGUUCUAGGAGCAACAUUUAUAUGCAGUGCCAUGUCGAUUGUACUGCCUCAUAUACUUGCCCUCUUUGGAGAUCGGCACGCACCAUGCCAGUCAUUCUUUACAGCUUUCCUCCUGAGCGCUUUGCUCAUGGUGAGCCUCACACUCAACAUAAUCGGCAUUGUUUUUGUUGUUUAUGGGUAUGAGGGAGUAAGCCGUGAUCGAAGUGCCGACAUCAUUGCCGGAGGACUGGGCGCUCAAGCUUUCUUAUUACUAGUUAUCUCUGCAGUGUAUACUUGCUUCAUCAUUGGUUUGAGGCCCGAAGCCGAAGCCCCAAAUCCAGCACACUCAGAUAUCUAUUAUUCCAGUCGCUUUUCUAGGUUUCUCCGUUGCAUGGAAAUGGCAACCUUUCUCCUUCUCGGGCACACGAUAUAUCGGAUUUUCGAAAUGAUUGGAGGCAUAGACGGCACUCUGUUUCAGAGCGAGCCAGCUUUCAUAGUCAUGGACGCACUUGUUCCAUUCCUCGCCUGUGUCCUUUUAACUGUGGCCCAUCCAGGUGCUGCGUUUGGAUCGUCAUGGGCUUCAACAUCCUCUCGGAAAUGCAAGCGUCGCGGGCCUUCUCUGCCGCCAUUACAAACGUCGUUCAGUCACGCUGUCCACCACCGCUACGAUCCUAAUAUCCGCCAACAGUUUUCACCUUCUACUCAACGACCACUUCGAGAAGCUAAGCCUCCGCCCACGUACGGUUCUUACGGACUACCAUCAUCUCCACGGCCGUUGAAUAAGCCACCGAGCCCGAUCAUCUUGUCACCAAUAUCGGCCCGAGCGGUAAACCCAGAGAAUCUAAGUGAGCGAUUGGAGAGGUGGGUGGUGCCUCCGGAGUUAGUUGACAGUGACGAGCUAUGGUAG